Molecule: messenger RNA, 768 nt
Organism: Linnemannia hyalina
Lineage: Eukaryota; Fungi; Mortierellomycota; Mortierellomycetes; Mortierellales; Mortierellaceae
Source: the annotation of a GenBank genome assembly
AUGGACUCCAGUCUCGAGUUCCUCGGUUCCUUUGACGUUUCUGACUCUCAAGGCACCGUAGUAGCAUCUGCGGAGGAGGUUGACGAGGCACAGGAGGAGGAGUUGUUGUUUUCGGUCCGUUGUCGUACUCGACCAACGCCUGGUACAGAUAGCUCUGGGGACGAGGAGGAGGGGAAGGCAGGAGAUGAAGGGGUGAUAGAUGCUCCAGCCCCACCGACAAAGAAAAUGAAGGCUGCCAAGAAGGCUGCUAAGAAGCCCGUUCGUGAGACUAGAGAACUCCCGCCUGUACCAGAUUUCGACAAUAUCUUUCGCUACUACAAGGAUGGACACCCAGCACAAUCCAACCUUCCCCGUGCUCUUCAACUCGACCAAGAACUGGCACCAAUAAACAUAUUCAGCCUAUUCUUCAGCGGCAAAGUAUUUUCGGAUAUGGCCACCUUCACUAACGCAUAUGCAGCAUCAAAAGGAGCCGGCACAGGAGAGGGAUUGCGCCAAUGGGUAAAGACCACACCUGACGAACUGCGCAUAUUCCUCGGCAUCAUUGUCUACAUGGGCGAAUUCAGGCAGAACUCUGUCUCAGAGUAUUGUUCAACCUUCCCUGAAUGUCCUCAACACAACAUCACUAACUUCAUCUCCCUCGUCCGCUUCGAACAACUGAGGCUUUUUUUCAUGUCUCCAACCCCAACGAACCUGAGCAACAUUGGUUCUCAAAGACCUGUCUCCAUGCUCUUCACCGUCCAUGCCCUCAGCCUCGGCGACAACGACUGA